Messenger RNA from Cyprinus carpio (common carp), 3500 nucleotides. RefSeq names its product zinc finger and BTB domain-containing protein 47-like. The record is from RefSeq and is a predicted model, not a curated record. Gene Ontology annotation, molecular function: RNA polymerase II cis-regulatory region sequence-specific DNA binding; DNA-binding transcription factor activity, RNA polymerase II-specific; protein binding. Gene Ontology annotation, cellular component: nucleus. Lineage: Eukaryota; Metazoa; Chordata; Actinopteri; Cypriniformes; Cyprinidae. Gene Ontology annotation, biological process: regulation of transcription by RNA polymerase II.
AGUUAGUUAGCUGGUUUUAGCUGAUCAUCUAGCCUGGUCAUAGCUAGUCAGCAGGCUGGUUUUAGAGGGGUUUUGACCACUACUUUAGCUGGUCAGCUGUGAGCGCAACGAUGCCGUCGAUAAAAGCAUCCAACGAACAGCUGUGUUCUAGCGUCACCGCGUGGCCGCAGUGUCGCGCUGUCUGCGGUGAACCGGUUCACUCCGCUCCGCGGUGGACUCGCUGACCCCGCUGCCGUGGGCUCCGACUGCGCAGCGGGCGCCAGGUGUUCAAGGAGACCGUUUGAAUACAUCCAAAAAUGUGUUCUUCCUAAGCGAUUAUUCUGCCAUUUGUAACCAUAACUUCGCUUCGAAAGCUGCGGAUUGUGGUUUUCCCUCGUUUAAUCACGUCCCUGUCGCUUUAAAGCUACAGACAAAACGACCCAUAUGAUUUUCGACCUCCAAUCAUCAUCACUCCCCCGGCCGAGAGUGCGAGCCCUUCUGCAUGCGCACAUGAAGAAAAAGGACAGAUGUCAAAAAUGGCUAGAAGAGCGCAGAGCGGAUAUAAGACAGCUGAUUUCUUGAAAACGAAGCAUUGAAAUGCUAAGGAGGGGAGACGGUUCUCCUUCGAGGCAGAGAGCACUGAGUCAUCAUGCUCAUAGUGGAGAAAACUUCUGAGCAUCCAUCUGCAGAGUUCUCCCUCGUUGAGGAUGUGGCCCUUCACUGCACCUUUUUAAUGGACAGGUUGAACAAGCAGCGUCUGUUUCAGCCAGAUCUAUGUGACGUAGACAUUGUCCUCCUGCACCACCAGACUUCUUUCCAGGCCCAUAAGGGUGUCCUAGCAGCCUACAGCCCCUUCUUCCACUCACUGUUUGCAUCGAGUAAGGAGCUGCGGCGUGUGGAACUCUCUCUGGAGACCCUCAAGCCUCAAGGCCUGCAGCAGAUCCUCAACUUCAUCUACACCUCCAAGCUGCUGGUCUCCAGCUGCAAUGCCCAAGAUGUGCUCAAGGCUGCCACAGUGCUCCAGAUGAGUAACAUCGCCACUUCCUGCAAGGAACUCAUUACUAGAGGCUCACUGGAAAUCAGUCGCUCUGUGGAUCAAACCAAACAGGGCAACAGCAGCUCGGUGAACUCCAACUUUCACAUGGAGAUCAAGCAAGAGAAGGACCCGACCUGUGCCAGGAUCCAUGGAGGGAAGAGUGAAGCAAACCCAUAUGCUGUUCAGGCUGGCGAUGGGCGUCCAGUGCAAGUAGGUGCUUGUAAAGUAGAAGGGAAGGAAACGGAAAACCUGAAGGACCCUGAAGAUCUUGAUUCAUUUAAUAGAGAGCAAAUUAUUGUAGAGCUGAACCUGAACAACCAAACACUUAAUGUGUCCAAAGGUUUAGAGGGAAGCGUGGCAGUUCACUCGCCUUCUGGACAACAGCUUCCUGGCAAAGGAAAGAGGAGUAAUGAGAAUGUUGAGGAAUCAAGAGACAAUGUGGCUUUGGAGGAAGAGGAAGAUGAAUGUGAGCAAAGUGAAGAUGAUGAUGUGAGACUAGAAGGCAGCAGUGAAGAGGAAGAUGAAUACACAUUACCUGCAUUCAUGUCUGAAAGACCAGUACGACAAACCCGGGCCUCCGCCGAUGCUGUCACAAUGGUCUCCGAGAAAAAAAGUGAGAGAGAGAGGCAAGAGACAGCUCAUGGAGGGAACAGUGAGGAGCAUCUGGACCAGGAUAGCUUAGAGUUUCAGAGCUUCACCUGUGUGUGGUGCCCCAAGACAUUCAACAACCGCUGGUACCUGGAGAAACACAUGAACGUGACACAUAACCGCAUGCAUAUCUGUGACAAGUGUAGCAAACGCUUCCUAAUGGAGAGCGAGCUACUGCUGCAUCAGCAGACCGACUGUGAGAAGAACAUACAGUGUCUAACGUGUGGAAAAGCUUUCAGGAAGCUCUGGUCGCUCCAUGACCACAAUAAGAUUGUUCAUGGCUAUGCUGAGAAGAAGUACACUUGUGAGAUCUGUGAGAAGAAAUUCUACACAAUGGCUCAUGUACGCAAGCACAUGGUUGCCCACACAAAAGAGAUGCCAUUUACCUGUGAGACAUGUGGCAAGUCUUUUAAAAGGAGCAUGUCACUGAAGGUCCACUCUCUCCAACAUUCAGGAGAGAAGCCUUUCCAGUGUGAGGUCUGCAGUGAGCGAUUUCAGUAUAAGUACCAACUGCGCUCUCACAUGAGCAUCCACAUCGGACACAAGCAGUUUAUGUGUCAGUGGUGUGGGAAGGACUUCAAUAUGAAACAGUAUUUUGAUGAACACAUGAAGACACACACAGGAGAGAAACCAUAUAUAUGUGAGAUCUGUGGGAAGAGCUUCACAAGUCGUCCCAAUAUGAAGCGGCACCGGCGUACACACACGGGAGAGAAGCCAUACCCCUGCGAAGCAUGCGGCCAGCGUUUCCGCUUCUCCAACAUGCUGAAAGCUCACCGAGAGAAGUGUUCCCAGGUCAGGAACCCUCCACUGCUGGACUCCUCUGCUAUAACCAAUCAAACGGAAGCUGCUGCAAACCCAGAACUGCCGGUUGGGAUGGAAGCACUGAGGGAUAUUAACCCACAUCCACAUGGUGUAGUCUCUUUCCCAUCAUCUGUGCUCCACUCAGUGGAUGGGGGUCCGUCACAUUCUCAGCUGCGUUCCCUUACGCCGCUCUACUCCGCUGGAAGGACAGACUCCAGGAACCUGUAACUACUGCUCUGUAUUCUAAAAUUGUUUCUUUGUGAUGCAGAGAUACUUUAUAUGUAGCAAAGAGUCUGAGAUUUCAUGUUAGUCUUAUUUUGUUUUCACAUCAUAUUCUCUGAUACUCCUUCUAACUCUUCCAAUCCCAUAUCAAAUGUUGACGGAGUCCUCCAUGCUAUGAUAAUCCCUAAAUAGGCAAGAAGUAUUAAGUAAAAUACUAAAACUAUUACCCAGAUGUAGAACACUAAAUGUAAGACAUAUAUGCUUUUAUGUACAGUAUAUUAACAGAAUAAUAAAUAGACAAAAGCAUAUUUGGUUUAUAUAGCUUUGGGUUUUUAUAGAUUUAGAUGCUUUUUUUAUGUAAAAGUUUGUCAAAAAGCACUAUUCAUGUUUGGGGUGAUGACCUGUGAUAUAUGUACGUAUAUGGAUAUAUACAAGACACGGUCUUGGUGGUAAAAAAAGUUCAGUCAAUAGAUCCUGUUUCUGGCACUUUACUGGCCUGUUGGUGGAAGGGGUUUCAUAAACAUUUGUUUAGCCCUUGCAUUUUGUGAUAGUUUUAUCAUUUUUUGUUGUAUUUUUUUAAAAGCACCUUAAAAGUCAAAUUGAAUUGUUUCUCCAUCUUUCUCUAAAUUGAGAAUGACUAUCAUCUGUAUUUUGUCAACAGCUGGAAAUCUAGAAGUCAAGUAUACGCUAGAGAUUGUAUUAUAUUAUUAAUGAAAAAGUCAGUUCUCCACUAUUUAGUGUUCCCCCACGUCUCACAGUCUCAUGCAGACUCUAAAGUUUGAUCUUCUGAAUUAAAAAUCUAUUUUUUAUUGUU